AUGAGCUCACUCAACCAGAUCCGACAACGAUUGCUGAAGAUCCAUCGGGCCAACACUCCCUCCUCUUGCAGAAAUGCCUCGACCAACAAUAGCACAUCGCCCAAACUCAACGAGCUCACUCAAAAGGCUUCCAAUCUUGCCAACCAGUAUGGAUCCAAGCUACCCGAGCUGUCUGAGAAGCUCGGCAAACGGUUCAACGGCCUACUAGGCUCAUACAGCGAACCAGUCUCGCACAACUAUCAGCUCACCAAAGAAGUCUUAAAACAAGUCUACAUCAAGGAAAACUUGGCUCCACCGAAAAUUGAUCAGAUCAAGUCUUCCUACCAGGAAAUCUUGAAGAACGUCGGCUCGCUGAACUUCUGGAAACAAUCCUUGGAGUCUGGGGACUGGAAAAGGCUGGCUGUUUAUGGUGUCGAAGCUGUUGGCUUGUUCAGUAUCGGAGAGAUGAUCGGUCGACGUCAUAUAGUCGGUUACAAGCUCGAUUAA
Puccinia triticina is the source of this 486-nucleotide messenger RNA. RefSeq lists its product as uncharacterized. Bases 1 to 486 code for a protein of 161 amino acids. Lineage: Eukaryota; Fungi; Basidiomycota; Pucciniomycetes; Pucciniales; Pucciniaceae. The transcript is spliced from 4 exons. Gene Ontology annotation, biological process: proton motive force-driven ATP synthesis. Gene Ontology annotation, molecular function: proton transmembrane transporter activity. The record is from RefSeq and is a predicted model, not a curated record.